CUGAAACUACUGAUGAAAAAGGUGAAUUUUUUCAUUGGAUGGCAUAUGAUAAAUUCAAAAAUAUUGAAGAAAUAGGUAAAGGAGCAUUUUCCACUGUUUUUAGAACAAAAUAUUUAAACCAAUCUGGGACAUAUGAAGAAGUAGCAAUCAAGAUCCAGUUUUUAGAAAGUGAUAAGAUUAACAAAAAUUUUACAAUAAUUAAAGAAGAGCUAAAAAAUAUAUACACUAGCAAGCCAUUUAACACUUUGGAAAUUAGUGAAAGGUUAUCAAAACUAAAACUUAGUAAAUCUGCUGGCAUAGAAGUUCCAAAUGAUAUUUAA
Messenger RNA from Dentiscutata heterogama, 320 nucleotides. Lineage: Eukaryota; Fungi; Glomeromycota; Glomeromycetes; Diversisporales; Gigasporaceae. The record is from the annotation of a GenBank genome assembly.